This is a messenger RNA of Arachis stenosperma, 696 nucleotides long. RefSeq lists its product as uncharacterized. Lineage: Eukaryota; Viridiplantae; Streptophyta; Magnoliopsida; Fabales; Fabaceae. The transcript has a single exon. The record is from RefSeq and is a predicted model, not a curated record. The coding region runs from base 1 to 696 and encodes 231 amino acids.
AUGCUUCGUGAUAGUCAGAUGAUUAAGACAAUUAAAGCAUUACAAAGUGGAGAAAUUUCUAGUGGACGUGGUUUGAAUCAAGAAUUGACUUUAAAAAGAGCUGGAGACACUAGAUGGGAUUCACACUAUAGAACUAUGCUUAGAUUAAUUUCUUUGUUUUCUUCCGUGGUCAAUGUUCUUGAAUAUGUUGAGGAAGAUGGAAAUAAUUCAGAACAAAGAGCUGAAGCAUGUCACUUAUUGAAUGGCAUUCAAUCUUUUGAAUACAUUUUUAACUUGUACUUGAUGAAAAAUAUCUUGGGAGUUACUAAUGAGUUAUCUCAAUCGUUACAAAGGAAUGAUCAAGACAUUGUAAAUGCUAUGGCAUUGGUUAAAGUGUCUAAGAAACGGUUGCAAAAUAUAAAAGAUGAUGGUUGGUCUCUUUUGCUUGAUGAAGUCUCAUUGUUUUGUGACAAACAUAAUAUUAUUGUUUCAAAAAUGAAUGAUAUAUUUGUGUCACAAGGAAGAUCAAGACGCAAAGCUCAAAAGAUCUCAAAUUUGCAUCAUUUUCAAGUUGAGAUAUUCUAUCAAGUAGUUGAUAGACAACUUCAAGAACUCAACAAUCAUUUUACAGAGGUGAAUACUGAAUUACUUCUUUGUAUAGCUUGCUUGAAUCCAAAAUACUCAUUUUUUGCAUUUGAUAAGGAGAAAUUGAUCUAA